AUGACACAUCUGCUUCUACCAAAUGGAUAUCAGGCGCUUGGACCGAGUCGUAGAAAUACGGCUGGUGCUAUCGUGUUGGAGAAGCUCUUAUGGCUUUUCUCGAUCAGAAAUGUCGCUUUUAUGAUGUUUUUGAGUAUCUACACGAUAUUCAUAUUGCUGUUGCGGGGCGGACUUCCAUUCGAAGAGUCGCAAUUGCGUCGUGGAGCGAGGAAUGUUAUUAUCAGGGACAUUCACGAUGACUAUGAUGUUGGCUGUAACGGAUAUUCUAUGGACUACCGGAUAAAAGAGCAACAACGAAUCCUCCAAAGUGUUCGCAGUGAACUGAUUGACUCAUCUGCUAAACUCAAAGAGGUCAAUGUUGUUUAUGAGGAGCUCAAUAAGAAGAUCCCUGAGAAACAAUUAGAACUGAGCGCUGUACUGGACGAGAUCGAGAGUGCGAGACGAACACUGAAGGAGCUUCGGGAUCAGCGUAAUGUGCGGAUUUUUCUUCCACAUAGGCCUUUGUACCCAAACGUCAUUGAGGUCUCGAACUCAUUUCAUGCUUCUCCUUUGAACUCAUUGCCCCUUUCAUGGGAGACUGCCAUUGAUUAUAGUCGCUGCUCCAUAACCUCUUUUAUGCCUUUGUACAUAUACCCGUUAUUGAAACCAAAUGCUCAACUAGAAGAAUUCAUGACCGAACUCCUUUCACAAGGGAAUAUUGUUUCGAAUCCAAGUAUAGCAUGUUUAUUGGGCCUCUUGACUACGAUUAUUUCUCGAAGUCCCUAUUCUAUAAUGCCUCUUCUUGGCACAGUUAAGAUCUAA
This is a messenger RNA of Cooperia oncophora, 801 nucleotides long. The record is from the annotation of a GenBank genome assembly. NCBI's taxonomy places the organism in Eukaryota, Metazoa, Nematoda, Chromadorea, Rhabditida, Trichostrongylidae.